CCGCGCGGGCCAUAGCGACGGCGGGCGCGCCGAGGGAAGAUGGCGGUUGGGGCCCCUGCGCUGCUGCGGGCUCCGUGAGCGCCGCGCUCGCUCUGUGCCCCGUCCCCUUCUCGCUCCUGUGCCCAGCUCCUCCCGGCUGACCUCCGCCUCUUCUCCUUCCCCGCCGGGGCCGUAGGGACCAUGUCGGACUCGGAGGAGGAGGAGAGUCCGGACCGCCAGCUCAAGCUGGUGGUGCUGGGGGACGGCACCACUGGCAAGACAUCCUUAGCUACACGUUUUGCCCAAGAAACAUUUGGAAAGCAGUACAAACAAACCAUAGGACUGGACUUCUUCUUGAAAAGGAUAUUAUUGCCAGGAAAUUUGAAUGUUACUCUUCAAGUGUGGGAUGUAGGGGGACAAACGAUAGGAGGCAAAAUGCUGGAUAAAUAUAUUUAUGGAGCUCAGGGUAUUCUCUUGGUUUAUGAUAUUACCAAUGUCCAGAGUUUUGAAAAUUUAGAAGACUGGUAUAAUGUGGUAAAAAAAGUGAAUGAAGAAUCAGAAACACAGCCACUUGUGGCCUUGGUUGGAAAUAAAAUUGACUUGGAGCAUAUGCGCACAGUGAAAUCUGACAAGCACCAGCGAUUUUGUCAGGAAAACAAUUUCAGUAGCCAUUUUGUGUCAGCCAAGACAGGAGAUUCUGUCUUCCUGUGUUUUCAGAGAAUUGCUGCUGACAUACUCGGCAUCAAAUUAAACAAAGCAGAGUUGGAACAAUCACAGGGUGAAGUUGAGCAGUUUAGCUUAAACUGCUGCUGAAAGUUGUUUCAAAGUGAAGCUGCCAGAUUUUGUGCCGAAGUGGAUGAGGUGCAAGUACAUGUUACAUUCCACCAACUCUCCUUUGGCAGCAAUGAUCUCCAGCAGAGGAAUAGGACAGACAUUUGAGGGUGGUAAGUUUUUAAACUGUCUCAGCUAGAGCUACUAACCCUUGUCUGUUAACAUGCUGAGAUGACUGUUAAUCAAACCUUUAUUUGGACAAAACUGUGGUGAAACAAAGAACUAGAUUACUCUUUAUGCGUGACUGGAAAGCAGAGCAUGUUUUUUGAAAUGGAACGGUUCCAAAGUAAGAAAAUUGCAGUUUCUGACUUAUUUUCAGUCCUCAAAAUACUCUCCCUUUUAAAUUGAAAGGGUCUGAUGAAAUUUGAGGAAAUAGCUCCUUUACUAAUCAAAUGUUUUUCUUUCUAUAUUUUUUACUUUCAACCGUAGUGUAAAAACUGCAUGGGGUACAGCUUUGUUCCUUGGCAUUGGCAAGAGCUAGCAUUUUUGUAAGUGAUGUGUAGUUUUCUCUCUAACUAAAUGCCAAUUCAGCAAAUUAGUGUGUGUGCGCCAGCUUUGUACAAUAAAAUGUUUGGCAGAUAAGUCAGACCUGGAAUACAGAGCACCUGCACCAAGAAAGGUUAUUUCUCAUUAUUGACAGUGAUUUGAACCAUGGCAAUGAUACGCCUCACAUAGAAACUGAUGCAAAGAGGCCCACUUUUUUAAUUACCAUGAAGUUAAUAAAAGAAAUGUUGCAGUGGUAUUUUUUUAGUCUUAUUUGGAUGAAAUUCCUUUAGAAAAUCCGAGUCAUUUAUGAUAGUCUGUUUCUCGCUACAGUGUGCCUAAGCAUGGGUCACUAACCUGCCUGUGUUUACAGGAUGGGAUUUAGACCAAUGUUUGGAGGAACAAUUAAUUGCCUACUGAUUGCAAGACUAUUUUUUCUUUUUUUUUUUUUUUUCCCCCUCAGCUCUAGUCAAAAGGUUGGUAUGAAGAAACUAGGUCCUGUGAGGUCAGAUAACACUGUUUAAUGCUAAAACUACUACUUACUGCCUUACAUGGGAUUUGGAAACCUUUCCCUUGAUAACAUCGGGCCAGGAGUCCAGUAAAUCAUGAGUGUUGUCCACUAGAUAAGAUAAUAUGAAUGUGAUCAAUUAGACUCAAGAAGAGUACUUCAGCAGCUAAUAAAUCCAGGUCCCUUACCAGACAAUUCAGUUAUUGUUGUUUGCUUGACAUAAAGGUUUUAUUUACAGAGGUAAUCUUUAACAUAUACUGUUUAUAUAUUCAUAUAAUCCAGUUUAUACAUUGUUUCCUUUAAAAUAAUAGUAUUUAUUCGUUUGUUCAUUUUAUCCUUGAAGAUAUGUUGCAUGAAAGUUGAAGAAUUUAGGAAAAAAAUAUUAAACUGGUUUACUGUAUCUUUCACAGCAGUCCUACCUCCUCUGCUUCUCCUUUCCUGAAAUUGUUACAUGAAUUUUACUACCCUUUGCAUGAAUUUUCAUUAAUAAUGAAAAGCUUUUAACAGUUUUGUUUGUCUUUAAGGGGAAAAAUGAGAAUCUUUUAUAAAAAUGAGAACCUUUUACUUUUAUAUGAAGUAAAGACAAAAUCAAAGCGUGGAGGAAGUGAGGUUGUUAAUUUAUUUCCCUGGUUUGGAUUAUAAUUUUAGGUAUAAUGUAAUUGUUGCGUCACUUAAAAAGUUGAAAAGUUGCUUGUGUAAGGCUACUGCACUUGUUACAAGCUGACAAUGUAGUAUUUAUCUUAGACUUAAAGGAGGAAUAGGCCAUUGUCAUCUUUCUCCCACUGAAUCGCCUGCCUUUUAAUUCUGUCCCUUCUCUUGCCAUUUAAUACACUUUUGUUGAUUGCAUGGACCUUUCGCUUCGGUGCUUUGAAAGGGCAUCUCCUUGGAGAAGCUUGAGGAGCAGCCCUGGAGCUGCUUUCAGCCAGACAUGUUGCUCUUAUAUCAACCUAAGGCCAGAAAAUGCAUUCAUUUUGCUUCUGCGUAGUCUUCUUGUGUUAUUAAUUCAUACUUUUCAACUUCUGAUUAAUCUCUCCAUUGUUUUCCUUCUCUUUUCUUUUUACAUUCUUCUCCUUGCCCUCUAUCCAUCAUGUUGA
Messenger RNA from Lepidothrix coronata (blue-crowned manakin), 2895 nucleotides. RefSeq names its product RAB28, member RAS oncogene family (gene RAB28). Gene Ontology annotation, molecular function: GTP binding; GTPase activity. Bases 181 to 792 code for a protein of 203 amino acids. Gene Ontology annotation, cellular component: endosome; Golgi apparatus. The record is from RefSeq and is a predicted model, not a curated record. The transcript has 7 exons. NCBI's taxonomy places the organism in Eukaryota, Metazoa, Chordata, Aves, Passeriformes, Pipridae.